Messenger RNA from Aspergillus glaucus CBS 516.65, 4327 nucleotides. RefSeq names its product forkhead domain protein. Gene Ontology annotation, biological process: regulation of ribosomal protein gene transcription by RNA polymerase II. Gene Ontology annotation, cellular component: nucleus. The record is from RefSeq and is a predicted model, not a curated record. Gene Ontology annotation, molecular function: protein binding; DNA-binding transcription factor activity; sequence-specific DNA binding. Lineage: Eukaryota; Fungi; Ascomycota; Eurotiomycetes; Eurotiales; Aspergillaceae. The transcript has a single exon. The coding region runs from base 176 to 4165 and encodes 1329 amino acids.
GCAUUGAAUUUGCUCUGCCGCCUCUCACCGCCCGGCGCUUUCAGAGUCUCUCCUCUCCUCCUCCAAUCCUUACCUGUUCUCCGUUCCCCAAAAAAGAAAAAGAGAAAAAAAAGUUCCUUUCGAUCUCCCUCCUCCUCCCUUCCCUUCCCCUCCCUCCAGCUGCAACUGGCUUGUCAUGUCGUCGCAGACCAUGACAGCGCCAGCGCUGGGUCAUCGUCCUCCCCCUCCUAAUUCCGGGCCCGACAUGCCCUUCUACGACGAUUAUACCCACCCCGACAACCGCGAUAUUUCCUCCCCGCUCAGCGACUCCGCAAUCCGCGCCGUGAACAAUUCGACAACCUCCGACCAACCUACCUCUCCUCCUCCCUCUGCGCCGCUUCAUUCGCACGACUUACCCUCCCUUUCUUCCCCGUUUUCUACUCCCUCCGGCGGCAUUGGUGACGGUCUUGGUGAUGGCGAUGGAAUGGCGGGAAUCAAAGCGGAGCCGGAUGAUGAGACAAUGAAUGGGUCGGAAGGCCAUCAGACUGAUCUCAGACGGCAGUCCGCUGCUAGUGCGCUGUUGGCCCAGCUUCUUGGGAAUCAAUCAACAGAGCAACCGUCAUCCGCAGAUGUUGAUCAAUCUCUUUAUCAGUUUCAAGGAGAACAGAUACAGCAAUCGGUAUCGGCACCGCCAGCUGAGCCAUUCACCCCCAAUGCCCCAGAGGACAACCAUAACAAUGCGCAUCCAACAGGUGGUGAUGCCCAGAUGCCAGAUUAUCCACCAUUACCGUCGACGGAGGAUUUUGGCAGGGAUCAUCACUCUGCGCCUGCUGAGCAGGCCUCGGGACACGAUCAGUUUUCGGUCCCGGCUGACUUAAGCCAGCAGGAUGAACACAGUGCAGAUGCAGAACAGCAAGGGCCAUUUACUACCAACCCCGACGAUGCCGAAGCCAAUGCUUUUUUACAACCACCGCCAAAGACGUCCGAUCCCUCUGCGAUAGAAAGUCUCACGGAUCCCUUAUUGAUGGCGAAAACGAAUCUCGACCAAGGCGAUUACUUUAAUGGACCGUUCGAUAUCGCAGCCGACCCCAAGACGCCGUUUGGGGAUUUAGAACAUAAUGAGAUGCUGACCGCAGCCUAUCUCUCCCAAAAUGCAGAUUUAUCGGCCCUGGGGUUAUCGGGUGAUCCGCUGCAUCAGGAUGGGACCGGUUCGGUCGCCGGGUCAGAACCUCGCAUUCAGGCCUUUGCAAAAUUGGAAUUCGACGAUGGGCAUUUCUACUGCAAUACGUAUUCGUUUAUCCUUGGACGAGAUGUACGAGCCGCUCGCGCAGCCCAUCAGCGGGAGUUUCAGGUCAAACAAGCGGUGCGCAAUUCGAGACCAAAGAGUUCAAGCGGUGGCAACGCAUCACACACGCCGAUUCGCGUUAAACAUGAGGGCAGUGGCAUUCUUGAGAGUGUUGUUAGCGAUCGUGGUGGGAUCAUGGGCUUCGACCCCGAAGUACCGUCCCGUCGUCCCAUGAGCCGGAGGUCGUCCAAUUCGUCUUUUGGUGAAUCGGGUCCUCCGUUACUGGCAACUCCGGCCCAGCUCCAAUCGACCGACUACAAUGCCCUUGCUAUGCAAUCGCUCAAUGAGGAGAGCAAUGAUGCGAAACCCGUCGAUGCCCUGGCUCUACUACCUUCCCCCGAUUCGUGUCCUACUAUCCCUAUCCACCCUCCGGCCACCGUGGAUGGCAGCGCGGCUGGUCAUCGAGGUAUCUCUCGGAAACAUGUUAAGAUCGCAUACAACUUUGACAAGAGCCUUUUUGAGAUGGAAGUGAUGGGAAGAAACGGUGCUUUUAUCGGAGCCGAUUGGCUAUCGCCUAGUCAGAUCAGGCCUUUACAUAGCGGCGAUUACAUCCAGAUUGGAGGUGUGCGCAUUCGCUUUUUACUUCCCGACGUACCCAUUGGUGAAACAGGAGCCGAGCGAAUGGAGGAACAAUACAUGGAAGACGACGAGAAUGCUAUCGCAUCAUUUGAUGUCGAAGACAUCAAUGCAGAUGGGACCGAGAAUCGUGGAAGCGAUGCAUCGAAGAAGGAUGCUUCGAAGGCGGCACGACUUGUUCUUAAGACCAAGGACGCUGACUUCUCGCAACAAAUACAGUCGUCUAUUGAAGGUGAUAGUUCUCAACAGCCCGCGCGUCGUCGCGGGCCAGGGCGACCUCCCAAGGAUGGGAUCAUGUCCAAGAGAGAACGUGCGGAACUUGCCAGAGAGCAGAAGCUGGCCGCAAAACGCGAAGCCAACGGCGGAGUCACUCCACCUCCUCAGAACAAACCAAAGGCUGGCAAGACCCCUGCCGGUCCUCGAGAUUCCAUCAGUGCGGCCAGUGGCCAAGGUGCUGCGUCUGCGAGUGUUCCUGCUGUUCCUGCUCCUAGUGCCCCUGUGACCGGUGGCGCCGAAUCGCCUGGUUCAAAACCAGAAAAGCGAAAAUAUACCAAAAGGAAGAAGGCGGACGGCACGCUUAUGGAUACGCCUCUCCCGUCCACCGAGGGCGGCAGCCAAUUUCCCAUGGAGCAGCGUCCGGAGGAGUUUAUCAAGGCCCCACCUCUCAAGAAGCGCAAGCCAUCACGGUCACCGUCGCCCAACUAUCCUCCCGAGUCUGCCUACACGCCCGAGGAUCUCGCCAAACCACCAUACAACUAUGCUGUGCUUAUUUUUGAUGCUCUGACGGAUGCUGGAACACCAAUGACACUCAAGCAGAUCUACCGUGCGUUAAAGCUGAAAUACCCAUAUUUCCGGUUCAAAUGCGAAACGGAGGGUUGGACAUCAAGUGUCCGUCACAACCUGAACGGCAACAGUCAUCUGUUCAUGCAUGCGGAGCGAGAUGGCAAGGGAUGGUCAUGGCAACUCCGGCCUGGAGCGUCGGUCGAAAAGGAAAAGAAGAGACGUCCAUCGCCGCCGCCGCCAUCGUCGCAUACCCCUGUCCCGCCUACCCAGCCGUACAUGGCGCCGCCGGGGUACACAAGUGCUGCGAAUGGCCAGGCGAAUAUGGUCAAUCAACAUUUUCAAUUCCCGCCGUCGAUGGCACCCAGCCCUUACGCACCUCCACCGGCGCCGGCGCCCGCACCAGGUCCUCCCCCUGUUCAUGCUCCAGCGCCUGCUCCUGCCCCGCCGCCGCCGCCGCCGCCGCCGCAAGCCCCAGCACAACAGCCUCCAGCACCGCAGCAGACAACGGGACCAAGUCCAAGUCCUGCACCAGCACCUACGCAAUGUCCGACUGCUCCAGGACAGGCGCCAGGACCACCUCCAGCUCCUGCGCCUACUUCAACGCCGGCACCGGUUCCAAAUUCGGUUCCAGCACCUCCUCCCGCUCCCGCUCCUGCUCCGACUACUGCUCCCCCGUCUGCUCCUCAACCUCAACCUCAACCUCAACACACAAGUCCUUAUCCUCCAGCACCUCCUCAACCUCCUCAACCUCCUCAAGUACCUUCACCUGCACCUGCACCCGCUCAUAACCCAGCCCCGACACCUGCACCCUUCUCAAUUCCCAGUCCUAUUCGAAACAGUCUUCCUCGUGCCUUUGCUCAAACCGUGCCUACUACCUACACCUCUCCCUACGCAUUCGACCCUCCACUGCAACUGGCCCAAUUCCAGCAGUCGCACCAGCAAUCGCAGCCCCUUCACGCACCGCCGCUGCCGCCGCCGCCACCGCCGCCGCAGCAGCAGCAACAACAGCAACCACCGCAACAGCCACCUCAACAACCGCAGUACCAGCAGGCACCACAGCCACAUCCCCAGCCUGCAUAUCCUCCGCCACAGAAUCCCGCUCCUAUGCCAAUGAUGAACCACCAGCCACAGGGAUUCGCGCCCAACCCAGGUCCUCCACCUAUGCCGCCCCCGCCGCCGCCGCCGCCGCCACAGCAACAGCAACAGCCACCGCCGUUCAAUGCCGGCCCGGCAGAGCCAAGUACAGGGCCUAUGGAAGAAGAUAUGUCGUUCAAAGAGCGAGCUGGUAAAGCGAUUGAUGACUUUGAAGCUGUCCUCAUGGAAGACUACGAUGACAAGAAUUACAUCCGUGAGGUGCUUCGAAGUGCGCGUGCUCGUGUUCUGGGCGAUGCCACGGAGAGUUCCUUCCCUGGGGGAGAACCUAAAGAUGAGGCGGUUAUCUAUGAUGCGCUGCGGAAUCUGGUUGGUAGCCUUGAGGGGUAGGGGUCAGACAAAAGAAAAUAUAGCGGUUUCUACGGAGUACACCUGGCGGCAGACGGUUCGGUUCCGAUUAAACGAAUUACGAAUUGGGAAUUAUAUCUUUGUCAUGAUUACGAGCGUUUCAAGGAGUUUUCUUUUUCUUUUUUUUUUUUUUUUUUUUUUUUU